Molecule: messenger RNA, 1614 nt
Organism: Trichomycterus rosablanca
Lineage: Eukaryota; Metazoa; Chordata; Actinopteri; Siluriformes; Trichomycteridae
Product: cytochrome P450 7A1
Exons: 6
Coding region: 1-1512 (503 amino acids)
Biological process (GO): cholesterol homeostasis; bile acid biosynthetic process
Molecular function (GO): oxidoreductase activity, acting on paired donors, with incorporation or reduction of molecular oxygen; steroid hydroxylase activity; heme binding
Source: RefSeq, a predicted model, not a curated record
AUGGCUACAUGGAUUCUUGUUUCCCUUCUCGCGGUUGGGCUGUCGUUCUUGUUUUCAAGAGUAUGCUGGUCAAGGACAAGGCGGCCGAAGGAACCGCCACUUUUAAAGGGCUGGCUGCCUUUCCUUGGUGUGGUACUGGACUACGGUAAAAACCCGCUGGGCUUCCUGCAAGCAGCUCAGCAGAAAUAUGGCGAGGUCUUUACAUGUAAACUGGCUGGGAAAUACUUCACCUUCGUCACAGACCCUUUCUCCGUUUCAACAGUAAUGCGGCAGGGCAAAAACCUAGACUUUCACAAGUUUGCCAUGGGUUUCUCUCAGCGGGUGUUUGGUCAUGCUGAUUUCACAGCCCCAAUAUUUAGUGAAAGCUACCGUGAGGUGCACUCCCUCUUCAGACAAACUUUACAAGGCCCCCCUCUACAGCAGCUCACCCAGAACAUGUUUGCUAAUCUGCAGACAGUUUUAUGUGACUCCAUGCCAGAUGAGUGUGGCUGGAAGGAGGAGGGGUUACAGUGCUUUACCAAUCGCAUCAUGUUCGAGGCCGGGUUCCUUACCAUGUUUGGAAAGAGGGCAGGGCUUCUACAGCCGGAGGGAGGGGUAGCUGUUGGGACACACAUGCAGAAGGCAAAGCGGGAUUUCUUGGCCUUUGACGGGGCAUUUCCAGCACUGGCGGCUGGCGUGCCCAUCGCUCUGUGUAGGCGAGCUUGGUGGGCGAGGGAAGCAUUAGCUGAGGAGCUGCUGCACGUGAAGCUUAAUCAUAGGAUGUGCAUCUCAGACCUGAUUCAGCGCAGGAUGAACGCCUUUGAUCGAAUGCACUUGGAUGAGACUGGGAAAGCACGAACACAUGUAUGCAUGCUCUGGGCAUCGCAGGCCAACACCUUGCCAGCUGCCUUUUGGAGUGUCUACUACACGCUGAGAUCUCCAGAAGCUCUUGCUGCAGCUCGUACCGAAAUUGAUCGAAUCUUAAAUGAGUGUGACAAACCAAUAAACCUCUCCAAGGAGCAGCUGGACUCAAUGAGUGUGCUAGAGAGUUUAAUCAAGGAAGCUUUACGUCUGUCAAGUGCCUCCAUGAUGAUCAGAGUUGCAAAUGACGACUGCAUUCUCACACUUGACUCCGGUCAGACAGCAGCUAUAAGAAAAGGAGAUUACAUUGCUCUCUACCCCCCACUCAUACACCAGGACCCUGAGAUCUACCCCAAUCCCAUGGAGUUCAAGUAUGACCGUUUCCUGGAUGAAGGAGGUGAAAAGCGGACAUUGUUCUUCAAAAACGGCAGACAGCUAAAGCAUUUUCUUGUGCCUUUUGGUUCUGGUGCUAGUGAGUGCCCAGGCCGUUUCUUUGCCAUUAAUGAGAUAAAGCAAUUUCUCAUGUUGGUUCUUUGGCACUAUGAGUUACAUCUGACUGAGCCAGAUACUCCACUGUCACCAGACCGUACCCGUGCAGGCCUGGGCAUUCUACCACCCUCAAAAGAUGUGAUACUGAAAUACAGAGUGAGAGCAAACAGAGAAAUAAUCUAAUAAAAUAAAUAUGAUGUGUAGAUUUGUAAACAGGAUAAACACCAAAAGUCCAAAACAAAACUUUAAUAAAGUAUUGCGUUUGGCUGCUCUGGUUAGGCUUCA